CGAAUACAUCCCAGAGGGGACAAGAGGUUUGUGGAAGAAAAAGUCAAAGUGCCCAGCAAUUUAGGUACUUAGAUAUUUGCUUAUUCAAUCCCUUGUGCCUGGGAGGUGAACCUUUAGUCACAGGCUCCAGAAAGCAGAAAGUCUGGAGAGAGACCAACUUCCACUCUGUGCCACAAACGUACUUGAUAAGCAAGAGAAGAAAAUCGGGAAAAGAGGGACAGCGGCUCAGGAGCAGACAUGGUGGGCCACCAGCAAUGCAGCAUGAAAGAGGACACCAGAGACAACCGCACUCCCAGAUCUCAGUGCAAGACCCUGACUGCUCCUGCCCCAUUUGCAGAUGAAACCAGCUGCCAGUGUCAAGCACCACAUGAGAAGCUGACCAUUGCUCAGGCCCGCUUAGGAACACCAGUUGACCGGCCUGUCAGAGUAUAUGCAGAUGGGAUAUUUGACCUCUUCCAUUCAGGUCAUGCCAGGGCACUUAUGCAAGCAAAAACACUGUUUCCCAACAGCUACUUACUGGUGGGAGUUUGCAGUGAUGAUCUUACUCACAAAUUCAAAGGCUUCACCGUGAUGAACGAAGCAGAGAGAUAUGAAGCUCUCAGACACUGUCGCUAUGUGGAUGAAGUGAUCAGAGAUGCUCCAUGGACACUUACCCCAGAGUUUCUUGAGAAACACAAGAUUGACUUUGUGGCCCAUGAUGAUAUUCCUUAUUCUUCUGCUGGCUCUGAUGACGUCUACAAGCAUAUAAAGGAAGCAGGAAUGUUUGUCCCAACACAGAGAACUGAAGGCAUUUCAACAUCAGACAUCAUCACCAGAAUUGUCCGUGAUUAUGAUGUUUAUGCCCGCCGCAACCUCCAGAGGGGGUACACAGCCAAGGAACUCAAUGUUAGCUUUAUAAACGAGAAGAAGUAUCGCUUCCAAAACCAAGUUGAUAAGAUGAAAGAAAAAGUCAAGAAUGUGGAAGAAAGAUCGAAGGAAUUUGUUAAUAGAGUGGAAGAAAAAAGUCAUGAUCUAAUUCAGAAAUGGGAAGAAAAAUCAAGGGAAUUCAUUGGCAACUUCCUAGAACUGUUUGGGCCUGAUGGAGCAUGGAAGCAGAUGUUCCAGGAGAGGAGCAGCCGGAUGCUGCAGGCCUUGUCCCCGAAGCAGAGCCCCGUGAGCAGCCCUACCAGGAGCCGUUCUCCCUCUCGUUCCCCAUCACCCACCUUUGCCUGGCUCCCAAGCAAAACCUCACCCCCAUCGUCGCCCAAAGCUGCCUCAGCCUCCAUCAGCAGCAUGAGUGAGGGGGAUGAGGAUGAGAAGUAAACGCUGCUGGAGACCGCGGGAGCCACACCACGCAGGCUGGGGAGGUGGGCCGGGUCAUGGGGAAUGCCUGGGUGGUGGUGAACCGGUAGAGUGGCAGGAGCAGAAGCUCAGCAGGUAGACCCUGGGCUUUGCUAGGUGGAGGCCUUGGGACUGGCUGUCAGUCUCCGCUCAACCCAAGACUUAGGCUCUGCAUGGAGGUUUCCAACUGGACAACCUGUACACACUUAGCAUCAUUAGAAUCACUCUACCUGAACCCACUCUGGGAAGAUGCAGGGCACCCCUAAGAGACCCGCACUGAGUAGGGCAUCUUCUGCUUUGGUCCUGACACCCUGGCAAGUGCACCAUCCAUGGAAACUGCCGUUCCCUCAACCUGCUACUUCCUGCUCCAUAACAGGCUCUGCACGUUGUCUCCCACCACCCCAGCUCUGCCACAAUAAAGUUAUUUCAAAUAGAAGUGGCAAAGUGCUUCUGAAUUAGCCAAGUUAAAGAUAGAUUCCCACAUCCUCCUUUGGCCACUGAGACCUGAUGUUGCAACAUAGCAGUUCUUACAGUUCCAGAAGUGUGGGCAUAAUAGCCCAAGCCUUGCUUUAGGCCACAUAUGGAAUAGGCCAUCUAGAGUGAAACUUGAUGUCUCAUUUAAAGAAGAUUUUAUCAAAGAGAUUGCCACAUCAGGCCUAGUAGUCUCCUGACUAGGCUUAUCCAUCAUUGGUUUAACUUCAUUAAUUCCCAGAAAUUCCCUUAAUCGAUGGGAAAUGCAACAAAACAAAACUCCUGUGUAUAUAGAAAAAAGAGCUGUGUUUGUUUGGCUCCAUGUUAAGCAGAUGGUAAAUGUUUCCUGAAGCAUUUCCUUAAAAGAAUGCUCUCAUGGAAUGGCUUUUCCCAUUUUUGACCCGUUAACCAUUUCAUAGACUUCAAGUAACAGUUUGAUGUACCAGAUCACAUAGUAUACCAAUAGUGGGUGCUACCUGCACGUGUCUGUUCUAUGUAUGCCCCAAAUUUGCCAGCCAGGGUGUAUACCAUAUGCAAUAUUAAUAUACAGUGGUGGCAUUUUUAUAAUGUAUUCCCCUCCUGCUCUCACCCACCAAAAUCCUUGGUCUAAAGAACUAUCUAGUUCCCUUGUGGUUUGGGCUUUGUCAAAAACUCAUCCUGGGUUCCUGUAAAAAUGUCCUGUCCCAACCAGGAAGUUUGUAUGUUGUUCUCAUACCCUUUCAUCAUAUUUGUGGGUGAAGGAAGACUCUAAGACUUUUGAUAGCACCAUGGGUACCUGAGCUCUGCCCCUGGCAUGGUUGCUCUAGGUUGUAUUAUAGUUCUCCCUGGCCUGGCUAUGUGGGCAAAAAGUCAGCAUCCUUGUGGUUUGAAGCCACUAUUGUCUGAUCACAGGAAGGAAAA
This is a messenger RNA of Suncus etruscus (white-toothed pygmy shrew), 2691 nucleotides long. RefSeq names its product phosphate cytidylyltransferase 1B, choline (gene PCYT1B). Gene Ontology annotation, molecular function: phosphatidylcholine binding; choline-phosphate cytidylyltransferase activity. NCBI's taxonomy places the organism in Eukaryota, Metazoa, Chordata, Mammalia, Eulipotyphla, Soricidae. The transcript is spliced from 8 exons. The record is from RefSeq and is a predicted model, not a curated record. Bases 238 to 1302 code for a protein of 354 amino acids. Gene Ontology annotation, biological process: CDP-choline pathway.